Molecule: messenger RNA, 2748 nt
Organism: Thlaspi arvense
Lineage: Eukaryota; Viridiplantae; Streptophyta; Magnoliopsida; Brassicales; Brassicaceae
Source: the annotation of a GenBank genome assembly
AUUUUUUUUUUCUGGGUGUGUUUUUUCUCCCUAUUAUACCUUCUCGAAUCGCAAUUUGAUAAGGGCGUUCUAUGAAAUCUUCCGACUGUAAUUUCAAAGUCUGAAUUCUAAUUAAAAUUGAAGGGUUGAUAUGCAAUUAAUUGAGAAUAUGCCCAUCUCGCAAACAACCCCAAAGUUAAUCAAAUUUAUUAUAAAACCCCAAAACAGCAUGAACAAAAUAGUAGUUGUAGAUGGCUUUUAGUUUUACAUAAACUUAACCGGAGCACUUCCUCUCCGCCGUUCGGCUACUGCCCUCCGGAUCCAAGCAGAGGAGGUCAUUUGCAUUCCUUUCUUGGGCUGUGGGGUUUCUAUGAUACUUGUGGUGAAGUGAUAAUGAGUAUCAACAGAGACGAGGCUCUUAGAGCCAAAGAUUUAGCGGAGGAUUUGAUGAAAAAGACGGAUUUCACCGCUGCUCGUAAGCUUGCACUCAAGGCUAACAAAAUGGAUCCCAGCCUGGAGAACAUAUCUCGCAUGACAAUGGUGUGUGAUGUGCACUGCGCCGCGACGGAGAACUCGUUCGGGAAUGAGAUGGAUUGGUACGGCAUACUCCAGGUUGACCUGAACGCUAACGAUAUCGCCAUCAAGAAACAGUACAAGAGGCUGGCGCUUCUUCUCCACCCGGAUAAAAACAAGCUCCCUGGUGCUGAGUCUGCUUUCAAACUGAUUGGUGAAGCCCAGAGGAUGCUCUUGGAUAGAGACAAAAGGAUGACUCAUGACAUGAAACGCAGAACUUGGAGAAAGCCUGCACCAUCUUAUAAUAGACCCCAACAGGUGCCGAGUUAUCAAACGCAGCGGGCAAGCGUUAAUAUAAGGAAUAUCUACAGCGAGAACAGGCAUCAUCCUCAGCAGCAGACAGCUCAAGCACAACCAGCCGCGUUCAGUCACCAUCCAACCUUUUGGACCUCUUGUCCCUUAUGCCGGUCGAGUUUUGAAUAUGGUAGGGAGCAUAUCAAUAGAGAAAUGACUUGUCGGACUUGCACGAAACAGUUCACUGCUAUUGAAUCCCCUUUCCAGAGUGUACCGCUGGCGAAACGCUCAUCUCAGACUACUUCUUUCCCACAACAGAACAAGUUUCCAAGCCAAAAGGCUGGCAAUGAACCGGAGAAGCGUCCAGUUAAUCCUGCUACGGUUUCCUCUAGAAAGGCGAGUUUCCCUACGCGUUCUACCGCAGUAAACAAUAAUGGAAAAAGGAGGAGAAACAACAUGGUUGAAUGUAGUGACAGUUCUGACAGUGAAACUAGCAGCGAUUCUGACGAUGUUGUAAAUGAUGUAGCACGAGAUUUGAAGUCUAACGGAGGACAGCAGCCUAGGAGGUCAGUCCGUAGCAAGCGGCAAGUUUCCUAUAAUGAGAAUUUGAUUGACGACGAUGUAGACUUAGCCAACGACAAUGGGGAAGGGUCUGGGAAAAACAUAGAUACUGAAAGGGAAGAAGAGUCAGAAGACGAAAAGCAAACACAUGAGGAUCAUCGCUCUACGGAAACCUUGCCGAAUGGCAUAAACCCGAAGGAGAAGGUUAAAGAAGACGAGGUGGAGAGCUCUGCUGGUGACAGUGACCCGGAGGAAGAUUUAAUUUCAGGGAGUGCAGCAAAACCAAAUAUUAUCAACUGUGAUGAUCCUGAAUUCUUUGUCUUCGAUAAGCAGAGGGAAGAAAGCUGUUUUGAAGUUGGCCAGAUCUGGGCUUUAUAUGAUGAAGGAGAGGCAAUGCCUAGGUUUUAUGCUCGCAUAAAAAAAGUUACGACUCGAAACUUCUCGCUUAAGUACGUAUGGUUAGAGGCAGAAGAAGAUGAAGAGGAUGAAACACGAAAUCUGCCUGUCUCUGUUGGCAACUACGAGCUUGGGAAUGAGGAGACGACAAAUGAGUGUAACAUGUUCUCUCAUUUGGUUCGCGGAAAAACAAGAAGCAAUGCGCGGCGUAUUAAGGUGUUCCCGGAGAAAGGAGAAACGUGGGCACUUUACAAGAACUGGAACAUCGACUCCUCCUCUGACUCAGACCCUCCUCGUGAGUAUGAGUUUGUUGAGAUCCUGUCUGACUAUGCAGAGCAAACCCCGAUAUCAGUCGCCUUCUUGUCCAAAGUGAAAGGCUUUUCAUUUGUUUUCUGUCCAAUGCCAAAGGACGGAUCAGGCACUAGUGAGAUUCCACCUCAUGAGUUCCGUAGAUUCUCACAUAGGAUUCCAUCAUUCAGAUUGACGGGAAAAGAAGGGAGAUGCGUAUGCGAAGGUUGGUUCGAGCUUGAUCCAGCUGCUUUACCAGCCCGUUACUCUCAAAACGCAUCAGGAGAAGGAACAGCUCAAAACCAAGACCAUCAGUCUCCACCUUCAGGAUCUGCCUGUUGAUAUUAUCUUUCAUGGCUUGCUCAAACCACGAUACAUGGAUCCGGUUUAUUUUGUUCGGGCGUACAGGUUUACUGACAAAGAGAAACCGGAGCUCCCCAGAGGCCUUUUGUUGAGCUCGAUACCUCUGUGUUGUCCUGUGACAUGGUGCACUCGUGAUUCUUUUUGUUAUUUUGUCUACUCCUUACGUUUUCUCUUUCUUGGUUUACUCAGACUUGUAGCUUAAUCACCAUAUACUUUAAAACUCCGUUGUUGCUAGCUACAGUAAGAAUUUGGUGAAAAACCCUUGGCCAUAUUAUACUUAUUUUAUCCAUUUUUCAUUUGUAAAAUCGCAUCAGUUACAUCCAGUUUCAACUUCUAUCUUGGAUUACGGUCGCG